AUGGGUUCCUCCGAUAAUUCGUCGACGACGAAUGCGCCAACGACCCCUUCCCUCCCGGCGGACUUCUCGACAACGCCGCACGUUGUCGACUUGAGCGCGGUGCCGAUUUUCAACGGGGAGCAUUUCUCCUCGUGGCGUUUCAAGCUCAAGGUGUAUAUGAUGGAGCGCGACUUGUGGGGCUUCUUCGAUGGGUCGGCAUCGAAGCCCACGUCGGACGCUUUAACCGCGGAGAAGGAAGCGUGGGUGCGUAAGGACAAAAAGGCGUUUGCCUUUCUUGUCUCCAAGCUAAGCCUCCAACUCGUCCCGAUCGUGAGUCCGUGCAUCGACCGUGACGGCGCGACUCGUGAAGCGUGGAAGCGACUCGAAGGAGAGCACGUCUCCAAGUCGCUUCAUAGCAAGCUUCAAGCGCGCCUCGACUUCUUCACGGUGCGGAUGAGGGACGGCGAGUCAAUGCGCGCGUACGUCAACCGCGUGGAGGAGCUUGGCGAGCGCUUGGUGGAACUCGACGCGAGCGUGGAGGACAACGAUUGGAUCAUGACGCUCCUCGCGGGCCUCGGUGAAGCGUGGUCAACCGUGAUCACGAUGUUGGAUGGGACGCAAGACACGUGGAAGAAGGAGCAAGUGGUGGCACGCCUCAUCAACGAAGAGGCGAGGCGCACGAAAUUGCAUGGCGAUGCAAUUGGCGCGGCACACUUCUCUCGCGAUGUGAAGGCGAAAGGGACGAGUCACUUCAAGCGGCGCAACGACGGCAACAACCGCGGGAGCUCGAGCGGGAGCGCGGCGGCCUCAAGCUCAUCACGAGGAGGACCGGCCAACGCCAAUCGAGCUCGGACGCGCGACGGAGCUUGUCGUUUUUGCAAGAAGACCGGACAUUGGUGGCGCGAAUGUCCCGUCAAGCCGGCAAAUUGGAAGCCGUCAAGCGACGACAACCGGCGUGCGCAUUUGGCGACAUGCGACAACAACGACCGGGAGUUCGUAUUCGUCGCAAGUGGAACGAGCGUCGGUGGUGUUGACGCGUGGAUACUCGAUACGGGUGCUACUCAACAUAUGAUGGCGUGUGCGACGCUUCUCAACAACGUGACAACGGAGGCUCCCGUUAAGCGCGUGAUGUUCGGCAACCGUGACACGUUGGACGUCACGGGACAAGGCGACUUGCGGCUCAUGGUGGACGGCGGUCCACUCACCAUCAAGAACGUCUUGGUGGUUCCCGGGCUCGGCGCCAACCUCCUCUCCGUUUCUCAACUCACACGCAAGGGGAUGCGUGUGAACAUCGAAGGGACCAUGAUGGCGUUGAGUGCGGCGGAUGGCGUACACAUCGGCACGGCACGCCAAACGGGAGGACUCUUCAUGCUCGAUGCCCUCCCAAGUGUGGCGACGGCUCAAGCGGCUACCUCGACAACCACUCUCAAAACGUGGCAUAAUCGAUUUGGCCACCUCCACUACGACGCUAUUCAAGCUAUGGCAACGAAGGGGAUUGUCAACGGCUUGGAGUUUGUGCGCUCGAGUGGAGAUGAUGAGAAGUGUGUCGGUUGCCUUGAAGGGAAAAUGGCACGGAAGCCAUUUCCACCAAGCACGAAGCCGAACGCCACCGAACCUCUCAAGCUCGUUCACACGGACUUGUGUGGACCGAUCACUCCCGCGUCAAAGGGCGGCGCGCGCUACGUUCUCACGCUCCUCGACGACGCGACGCGGAUGUGUUGGAUUCGGCUUCUCAAGACCAAGGACGCCACGUCAACCGCCAUCAAGCAAUGGGUCGCGGAUGUGGAGACGGAAAGCGGCUUCAAGGUGAAGCGCUUUCGCUCGGAUGGAGGUGGCGAAUACACCGCUCGGGAGCUCGGCGAUUGGUUGAAAGGGCGUGGGACCGCGCAUGAGUUCUCGACGCCGUACACGCCUCAACAAAAUGGAGCCGCCGAACGCUUGAAUCGCACGCUUAUGGAGUCGGCACGAAGUCUCCUCUCCCAUGCUCACGCGGAGAAGCAUUGGUGGGGAGAGGCGGUUACGUUGGCAACUUGGAUUCGCAACCGGUGCGUGACCAAGGCGUUGCCCAACAAGACGCCUCUUGAGGCUUGGAGCGGUACGAAGCCGGACGUCACCGACCUUCGCACGUUUGGGUGUACGUGCUACUACCAUGUCCCGGAUGCUACACGGACCAAGCUUGAGGCGAAGGCGCGGGUGGCGAUGUACUUGGGUCCAAGCGCGGAUCACAAGGGGUGGCGCGUGUGGGACUUGGAGCACGGGAAACUCGUGGUGUCGCGCGACGUGGUGUUCUACGAAGACACCUUCCCCUCCAAGUCUACGAACGUGCCCUCGGUCAUCAUCGUCCCUCCACCCUUGGAUGCCGCGGAUGAGGCGGAUGACGCUCCUACGGCUCCUCCUCCUAGUGCGAGUGAGGGGGAGAAUGGGGCGGGUGCGGUUGGAGUGAGUGAGGAUGAAGGAAAUGCCAAGGAACGUGACCCUCCAUCUCCUCCUCCUCGUAUCACUCCCACCCUCGCAUCCACUCGCACUCGAAGGAACCCUCAUCCCAACUCCAAGUUCGAUGACUACUCACUCGUGGCGGGGGACGAUGAGGGAGGGGGAGACGCUAUGUGUCUUGAGGCGUACACCGACACCCCGUCCACCUACCACGGCGCCAUGAGCUCGGCGGAAGCGGCGGAAUGGGAGCGCGCGCUUCAAGAGGAGUACGAUUCACUCAUGGCGAACGACGUCUACGAGCUUCUCGUUGAAGACAACGAAGUCGAGCUUCGUUACAUCAAGACCAACUCCCAACCCGCGGACUUCCUUACCAAGCCAUUGCCUAGAGAUGCUCUUCAUGCAUGUUGUGCUAGGGUAGGCUUGCAUGCUUAG
This is a messenger RNA of Closterium sp. Yama58-4, 2844 nucleotides long. The record is from the annotation of a GenBank genome assembly. NCBI's taxonomy places the organism in Eukaryota, Viridiplantae, Streptophyta, Zygnematophyceae, Desmidiales, Closteriaceae.